CUUCGGGACUUGUCCUCUUCUGUUUCAGCAGGCUGGUAUCUCUGGUCUGGACGGCGUCUGUGCGAUGCUUCCCGGAUACUCAUCCUGUGUUUGGACUGGUGUAUAACUCGGGGAGGCUCGGAAGGGUGUAUUGCGCCUUGCUUGUCCUCAACCAUGACCUCCACCGGGCUUGAACAGGUCAAAGUUCAUCUGGACGUACUUCUGCGCCAUGCCUCCGCCAUAAUCUCUCGCCACCGCAAUUUUCUUGCUGUUGCAGUCCCAGCGACCCUUCUCUCCCUCUGCAUUCCGACUAUGUUUCGCGACUACCGUGCAUAUCUCAGCCUCGGAGAGGGUGGUCUCCCAUACAACCCCAUAGGGUGGAUCCUGUCGAGCGCUCUUGGUAUCUUUGGCCGCGAGACCAUUAGCAUCGAGCUCUAUGACAGUAUGCCGGAGAAACGCUCGUGGCUCGCCGGGCCUCUGCCUCAGCGCGAAGGACCACGCCCCACCAUCGGCAAACAUGUCAUCCCCCAUCGCCAGAUUGACCAAUUCCCGCCGGAGUCGCUGAAGCCUGCUGCUCGUGGUCUCAUCCAAGUGAUGCACGAGCGGCAUCCCACGACCACCAGGAUGCAGCCGUCUGCCCACGAAGGGCACGCCCUCGCGCUCUUCGUGGUACUAGACGCACCAUGCCCCAUCGCGGACAAAGCAGUUAACCAACAUCGCGGUCGCGAGAUCGAGCACGUGCACCCUCUGCUCGAUUGCAGUUACCACGCGCUGCUUGCGCCGCAAGACUGCAAGGAGGUCAUCGCGAAGGGAUGGGGCGAAAGGCACCCGCUGAGUGGCUGCUUCGGCGACAAGGAUCUACAAGCGAAUUACUUGUUCAUCUAUGCCCCGCGUUCGGAACAGGAGCUGGAGAUCAUCACUCGUAUAUUGGAGGCUUCUAUCGGGUACAUGACGCUGGACGAGUCGUCGGUUGCCAAGGCUGGUGAGUUUGCGUGGUUUUUAUACCCCAAGACGCGCCUGAGAAACGAUUCGUCCUGCAGUAGUCUAGUAGUAUGGUAAAAUGUGCGCUAUAGGUAUUCUUGUGCCUCGAGGUUGUAGUGCAUAAUGUUCAUUGAGCGCCAGGCAGGUACAGUAGUCCUUCAAUGAAGGACCCCAGCGAACCUCACGGGCAUCCGCCCAUUGACUUGCCUAGUAUACGAGCGCUCGCCAGCGGAGGAAGUCGCAGACCUUGCUUAGUCCCUACGGUGACCACAGUCCUGGGGUAGGCACUGAUGUAGACGCCUGCCCAUGCUCAUUAGCCUACAUAGUAAUCAGAGUCCGAUGUACACGCCAACGAGGUCAAUUAGGCAGCGAACUGUUUGUUAAGUGGCA
Molecule: messenger RNA, 1350 nt
Organism: Schizophyllum commune H4-8
Lineage: Eukaryota; Fungi; Basidiomycota; Agaricomycetes; Agaricales; Schizophyllaceae
Exons: 1
Coding region: 154-1038 (294 amino acids)
Source: RefSeq, a predicted model, not a curated record